Molecule: messenger RNA, 1688 nt
Organism: Carassius gibelio (silver crucian carp)
Lineage: Eukaryota; Metazoa; Chordata; Actinopteri; Cypriniformes; Cyprinidae
Product: tryptophan--tRNA ligase, cytoplasmic
Exons: 11
Coding region: 172-1572 (466 amino acids)
Biological process (GO): tryptophanyl-tRNA aminoacylation
Cellular component (GO): cytoplasm
Molecular function (GO): ATP binding; tryptophan-tRNA ligase activity
Source: RefSeq, a predicted model, not a curated record
ACUGAAAGUGUUUUAAAAAAUAGUUUUCACUGACAUUUCCGUGUCUCGCACUUGACCGGAACUGCUGGAUGUAGAGUGACUGAUUCCCGUCGGGCAGUUUUCAGUGUGACGCGGCCGUAGUGUGUCUGAUGCAAGCUGAAUGAGUUAAAUCACCAACACAAAACGGUGAAGAUGUCAGAUUUGAGCCCGAUGGAUCUGUACGAGAAGCUGACAGCUCAGGGAGAAACAGUGAGAUCUCUGAAAGCUCAGAAGAGCCCCAAAGCUGAUGUGGACACGGCGGUGCAGCUGCUGCUGCAGAUGAAGCUGGACUACAAGCGUGUCACCGGUCAGGACUAUAAGGCUGGAUGUCCUCCGGUGGACGGUGAGAUGCUGGAGGAUCACGGAGCAGCGCUGGAGGACGGAGAUGAUCAGGUGGAUCCCUGGAGCGUCUCCUCCAGCAGCGCCAAAGGAGUCGACUACGAUAAACUCAUCGUGCGGUUCGGCAGCAGUAAGAUCGAUCAGGAGCUGGUGGACAGAAUCGGCCGAGUCACAGGAAAAACACCGCACCGCUUCCUGCGCAGAGGAAUCUUCUUCUCACACAGGGACAUGCAUCAGAUCCUGGACGCGUUCGAGAAGCAGAAGUCCUUCUAUCUGUACACGGGUCGAGGGCCGUCCUCUGAGGCCAUGCAUGUGGGACACCUGAUCCCCUUCAUCUUCACCAAGUGGCUCCAGGACGUGUUUGACGUUCCUCUGGUCAUUCAGAUGACCGAUGAUGAGAAGUAUCUGUGGAAGGAUCUGUCUCUGGACGAGUGUCACCGGUACACAGUGGAGAACGCCAGAGACAUCAUCGCCUGCGGAUUCGACGUCAACAAGACCUUCAUCUUCUCUGACCUGGACUACAUGGGAGCCAGUCCUGCGUUCUACAGGAACGUGGUGAAGGUCCAGAAGCACGUGACGUUUAACCAGGUCAAAGGCAUCUUCGGCUUCACAGACAGCGACUGCAUCGGUAAGAUCAGUUUCCCGGCCAUCCAGGCGGCUCCGUCCUUCAGCAGCUCGUUCCCGCAGAUCUUCGGCGAGCGGACGGACGUUCAGUGUCUGAUCCCGUGUGCCAUCGAUCAGGACCCGUAUUUCCGGAUGACGCGGGACGUGGCUCCUCGGAUCGGUUAUCCGAAGCCGGCUCUGCUUCACUCCACCUUCUUUCCGGCGCUCCAGGGAGCUCAGACCAAGAUGAGCGCCAGCGACGCCAACUCCUCCAUCUUCCUGACCGACUCGGCCAAACAGAUCAAGAACAAGAUCAACAAACACGCCUUCUCCGGCGGGAAGGACACGGUCGAGGAGCACAGGAAGUGCGGUGGGAAUCCAGACGUGGACGUGUCCUUCAUGUACCUGAGCUUCUUCCUGGAAGACGAUGAUGAGCUGGAGAAGAUCAGACAGGACUACAGCAGCGGUGCGCUGCUCACCGGAGAACUGAAGAAGAGUUUGAUCGAGACGCUUCAGCCCAUGAUCGCCGCACAUCAGGAGAGACGCAGACUCGUGACGGACGACAUCGUCCAGCAGUUCAUGAGCCCUCGCAAACUACACUUCAACCACUAGAGACUCGCAGAUACACCUUCAUCAUCAUCAUCAUCAUCAUCAUCAUCUUCAUCAUGCUGCUGUCGCGUCCUGUAAAGCUGAUGCCACCUGUGACUAAUAAAUAAUGACACACUGGU